Messenger RNA from Rhipicephalus microplus (southern cattle tick), 1077 nucleotides. RefSeq names its product putative nuclease HARBI1. NCBI's taxonomy places the organism in Eukaryota, Metazoa, Arthropoda, Arachnida, Ixodida, Ixodidae. The record is from RefSeq and is a predicted model, not a curated record.
AUGUGCGGUACGAAGGUCAACUUGUUUUUGGAGGCACAUUGCCUGCCGAAGAUUCCACGACCCGCCCUUCGUGACCGAGGAAAUCCUAUGGAGCUGUAUAACGAGGUACAUUUCCACGCUCGCUACCUGUUCACGAAACAUGCAGUGCAGCAGCUUCUGUCUACGCUGCCGCUCCAAGAAAGCCGGGACAAUCGAGGUCUGCCUGUGCCUCCUAUGCUGCAGCUGUUGAUGGCAUUGAGAUUUUACGGCGCUGGGACAUUUCAAACAGUGACCGAGGACCUCGUCCACAUUCUGCAGUCUACAGUGUGCCGAGCAGUCGGAAAAGUGACCACGCAGAUCUCAAAGCACUUGUACUUCAUAAUGGUGCACUUUCCGCCCGCAGGGGCGCCUGCGCAACCGCCGGAAUUUCAACAAGUUACGCAGGACUUCCAUGAAGUGGCCGAAUUCCCUGGCGUGACGGGAUGCAUAGACUGCACGCACGUGCAGAUUAAAAGCUCCGGUGCUGAAAAUGCCGAAGUGUUCCGCAACCACAAAAGCUAUUUCUCCUUCAAUGUGCAGGCGGUGGCUGGACCACAACUCCAGUUUGACAUUGUUGCCGGCUGGCCCAGCUCUGUUCAUGACAGCAGGAUUUUUGACAACUCCCGCUUGCGGGUGCUAUACGAAGAAAACCGGGUGCCCGGAGUGCUGUUGGGCGACGCUGGAUACGCAUGCCAUCCAUAUUUAUUCACACCAUUUUCAGAGCCAGGCCCCGCUGACGCACCCAAGGGAAGGUACCAAAGAGCCCAAAUAAAGACUCGGAACGUAGUUGAGAGGGCGUUCGGCGUGUGGAAGAGGCGUUUCCCUUGCCUGGACAUGGGAAUGCAGCACAAGGCCAAAAACAUCGUGCACAUAAUCACAGCUUGUGCUGCACUCCACAAGUUGGCCUGCUUAUUAGGGGAACCAGAGCGGGCGCCAGAGCCUUGCUCCUUCAGUACAGUGGCAACGAGAACAGUGCACCUGCCACGUGUUGAUCGCCUCGCCGACAGCCGUUCAGGAAAUCAAGCGCGGGACCUGCUCGUACGCAAGAGCUUCACAUAG